GAACAACACAAACACCUUCCCCACAUGAAACCUGGCUCUGACCACACCCCUGCUCUCCUCCUUCUGCACCACUCAACAUGAAGCCUGGGUGAGAUCCAGCUGUAGAACCAGGUAGAGUGGUCUGGUUCACUAAGAACUGAGGUGAGCUGUGAAUUAUGUGGUGUCAUUUGUGGGGAGCCAUAUGCAUCUCUUCUAGUUUGAUUAGGACAGAUGCAAUACUUGCUUCAUCAGGGUCAGUGAAAGAGGGCAAGGAAUGUAUUACCCCUGAUGGGGUGGGGCAUGUGUGUAAAAUCACUGUCAGUCUUGAACCUUCAGAAUUUCCAUGUCUGAGAACUUUAGCCAGAGGGGCCAUGACAGCAUGGGAAGUGAUAUUCCUGGAGACCCAGAGCUUUCUAGAAGCCUGUUAAGAGUGUAGACCAGGAGGCUGAACUCUCGAAGGCACGUUAUUCCAACCUGGAUCAUUUAGGGUCUCGGAUAGUUAAGAUUUGGAAGGAAGAGGCCAGCCUCACCUCCGAAUUCUCUCUCAGCCAUCUGGGCUGGAUGUGGUGCUCCAAGGUUGUUUUAUCCUCUCCACUCUGGAUUCUGUCCUGCCUUCCUCUAAACCCUCUGAACCUUGGCUGGACUCAGUUCCCAGCUAACCUAUUUCUCCUUGUGUUUGAAUUCUUAUCUCAGUGAAUGGUACCACCAAUUGUUCAGCUGUCCAAGCUUAGUGAGUUUUGUUUCCUCUCUCACCCUCACAGCCAGCCUAGUUACCAAUUCUUGUUGAUUUUGCCUGUGGACUUUUUCUGAGACUCUUCCCCUCAUCACCAAGCUUAGGAGCAUGGCCUGAGCUUAGGGCACCCUGACUCUCCAAUCCAGCCUGACCCUAUUGCCAGAGAGGUCUUUGUAAUAGUGGUACUGAUGUCACACCUGCAUCAAAAUGGCCUUUCUGAUGCCCCAAACUCUUCAGCAUGGGAUACAAUGAUCUUCACAACCUGGCACCCACUUAUUGUAAUCUAUUCUUCCAGCAUGCCAGUUUACAAGACUUUUCCUAAACAUCCUGUGUGUACAUGUUACUGUAUCUUUGUGGGUCUUCCAACCCAAGUUGGUAAGUUGUCAUUUAUCCUUCAGGAGCUGGAGCGAAUGUGGCCUCUGUAAUUUGGAAUUCAUUGUUCCAUCCCUUGGGUUCCCUUUGAGCUCUGUAUAAGUGUCUUCCCACCUAGACUGUGAACUUCUUGAUGGUACCUAUCCCUGUACUUACCAUGGUGCUCAAGGUCAACAGACAUUCAACAAAUAAUUCUUGCAUUAGAUAAGCCAGUGUUUACAGUUUGUACUUCCUUUGGUACCUAUGUACUGUCUUGCAGUCUUUUCAUGUAUAUGAGGUGUGACCAAGCCCCGAUGUGACUCAUUAUUUAAUGAGCGUACCAGAAUUUAUGUAACCAAAUAAGAGCUGCUUCCUUCAAGGUCUUCACCUUAUGAGACUGGAUACUUCGUCCAGUGAUGCUGUCGUUGCUCAAAACACCUUUGAGCACCUCUUUUGGAGACAACUUUGGCAUUUGUAGCACUUUCCUUUCAAUCUCUGUGGAGUUUCUGUUUGGUAAAGGAGAUAAGAUGUGGCCAACCACUGCAAUACAAGGUGAAGUGAUAACGCUUUCUGGAGGUUGGAUCUGAUUUUUGGAAAAAGCCAAAAGUCCUUUGGUUUCAGCCUACCGACAAGGUGAGAGGGGUAUGUGGUAACACGCUGCUUUAAGCCAACGUACUCUCCACACUUCCAGCGUUUCCAGCACAGCUCGCCCCGGGAACAAGAGGCUAAACUCUCCCGCAGGUUCAUGUUCCUCUCAAACCCGGACUCCCACUCCCGUGUCGAUGAUCUUCUACAAACGGAGUCUGGCCAGCUAAAGCGAAGCUCUUUAGCUGGGCAGGUGCCGGAUCUUAUUUUCAUUUUUGUUUUCACAGCAUCUGGGGGACACGGCACAGGCCGGGAUAAAUACUCCUCGAGUUCCUGAGCUCUCAAGGUGUCUCCCUGAGCCACAUGGACUUCAAUGGAGGCUUCCUCCUUGCAAACUCCAGGCCAGGGGGCGGGCAGGGCCCGAGCUCCCGGAUCCAGGCUCCCGGCUCCCGCCGCCCGCGGCUGCGUCCCCCAAGUCCAACGGGCGCUCCUCCAAGCGGAGCCUUGGAGGGCAAGGCCGGCACCAUUACCUCCAACGAGUGGAGCCCUCCUAACUCCCCUGAGGGGAGCAACGUCUCUGGGGGCAGCCAGGCGUUGGACAAGCCCAUUGACAAUGACGCAGAGGGUGUGUGGAGCCCGGACAUCGAGCAGAGCUUCCAGGAGGCCCUGGCCAUCUACCCGCCUUGUGGCCGGCGCAAGAUCAUCCUGUCAGAUGAGGGCAAGAUGUACGGUCGGAAUGAGCUGAUUGCCCGCUACAUCAAGCUCCGGACAGGGAAGACCCGCACCAGGAAGCAGGUCUCCAGCCACAUCCAGGUGCUGGCUCGUCGAAAAGCCCGCGAGAUCCAGGCCAAGUUAAAGGACCAGGCAGCUAAGGACAAGGCCCUGCAGAGCAUGGCGCCCAUGUCACCCGCCCAGGCCAUCUCCGCCACAGCCUUCCACAGUAAAAUGGCCCUCGCCCGGGGCCCAGGCCACCCAGCAGUCUCAGGGUUUUGGCAAGGAGCUUUGCCGGGCCAAGCCGGAACAUCCCAUGAUGUGAAACCUUUCUCUCAACAAACCUACACUGUCCAGCCUUCACUGCCUCUGCCAGGGUUUGAGUCUCCUGCAGGACCCACCCCGUCGCCCUCAGCGCCCCCAGCACCCCCGUGGCAGGGCCGCAGUGUGGCCAGCUCCAAGCUCUGGAUGUUGGAGUUCUCUGCCUUCCUGGAGCAGCAGCAGGACCCUGAUACGUACAACAAGCACCUGUUCGUGCACAUUGGCCAGUCCAGCCCAAGCUACAGUGACCCCUACCUCGAAGCUGUGGACAUCCGCCAGAUCUAUGACAAAUUCCCAGAGAAGAAGGGAGGACUCAAGGAACUCUUUGAACGGGGACCUUCUAAUGCCUUUUUUCUGGUGAAAUUCUGGGCAGACCUCAACACCAAUAUUGAGGAUGAAGGCAGCUCCUUCUAUGGGGUGUCCAGCCAGUACGAGAGUCCGGAGAACAUGAUAAUCACUUGUUCCACCAAGGUCUGCUCUUUCGGCAAGCAGGUGGUAGAGAAGGUGGAGACAGAGUAUGCCCGCUAUGAGAAUGGCCACUACUCAUACCGCAUUCAUCGGUCCCCACUCUGCGAGUACAUGAUCAAUUUCAUCCAUAAGCUGAAGCACCUGCCCGAGAAGUACAUGAUGAACAGCGUGCUGGAGAACUUCACCAUCCUGCAGGUGGUCACCAACAGAGACACGCAGGAGACGUUGCUGUGCAUUGCAUAUGUCUUUGAGGUGUCAGCCAGUGAGCACGGGGCUCAGCACCAUAUCUACCGGCUGGUGAAAGAAUAAGAGACUCAGGGAGCAGGGAGGGGGGAAGAGAUGUCAUGUGUGCAGGGACAUGGGGAGGGAAUCUGCAGGGGCAGCCUCUGAAAUGCCAGGAGAGCUGGGAGGUCAUGACUCUUCCUAUCCAGCAACAACCUGCAGCGCCCAACCCCAAAUAAACCCAAGAUGGUGUGUAUUUUCAGAGGAC
Messenger RNA from Nyctereutes procyonoides (raccoon dog), 3638 nucleotides. RefSeq names its product TEA domain transcription factor 4 (gene TEAD4). NCBI's taxonomy places the organism in Eukaryota, Metazoa, Chordata, Mammalia, Carnivora, Canidae. Gene Ontology annotation, biological process: embryonic organ development; DNA-templated transcription; hippo signaling. The coding region runs from base 2012 to 3457 and encodes 481 amino acids. Gene Ontology annotation, molecular function: DNA-binding transcription factor activity, RNA polymerase II-specific; RNA polymerase II cis-regulatory region sequence-specific DNA binding. Gene Ontology annotation, cellular component: transcription regulator complex. The transcript has 14 exons. The record is from RefSeq and is a predicted model, not a curated record.